This is a messenger RNA of Paramecium primaurelia, 1817 nucleotides long. Lineage: Eukaryota; Ciliophora; Oligohymenophorea; Peniculida; Parameciidae. The record is from the annotation of a GenBank genome assembly.
AUGAGUGAAGAUUGGAAAAAAAAAAAAAUAGAUAAUUUUGUGAUCCUUAAUAAAAUUUUAGGAAAAGGUGCAUAUGGGACUGUGUAUUUAGGAUAUAUGGAUACAGGAUAGAGCUAAGUGAGAAUUGCAGUAAAAACGGUACCAAUGGAUGUAAGUUACUUAAUGAUUUGUUUAGUCAGUGAAGUAAUCUCCUUAAAUAUUAAAUUUGAUUAAAAGAGAAUCAACUAUUUUAAAAUCAGUAGAGCAUCCUAAUAUUGUUCGUUUAUAUAAUGCAAAUAGAACUUAAAAUUACAUAUAUAUCUUUUUAGAAUUUUGUUCUGAUGGAGAUUUAAGAAAAUUUUUGAUGAGCAAGAAAGAAAAACAUUUAUCUGAAGUUAAUUUUUUAAAUAAAUUAAUAGCUAGAAGCAAUUAUAUUUCUAAAACAUAUUGUUGAAGGAUUCAAAGAGUUAUUCUCAAAGAAAAUAAUUCAUAGAGAUAUAAAACCUGAAAAUAUAUUAUUAUCUAAUGGUAUUGCUAAGAUAGCUGAUUUUGGAUUUGCUAGAGUAAUGGAUGUUGAAAUGGAUGGUAUUAUUAAUAAUUAUUAUUAGAACCUGGCAAAUUUUCAAGAAAUGGUACUCCAAUUUAUAUGUCUCCUUAGAUUUUAAGAGGUUAACCAUUUUCAGCAAAAUGUGAUGUUUGGUCUUUAGGAAUUUUAUUUUAUGAAAUGCUUUAUGGUAAGACACCUUGGUAAGCAGAAAGUUAGAUUCAAUUAGAAUAAUUAAUAUUAAAUAAACCUUUAAAAUUUCCCAGUAAACCUGUUCGUAGUUAAAAAGUAAAAGAAUUAGUUGCGAUGAUGUUAUAAGUAGAAGAAAAAGUAUUAAAAUAUAAAUGAUAUAUAAUUUAGGAUAGAUUAAGUUGGUAACAUAUUUUUGAACAUUAAGUUAUAAAAAUGAAUGAAGACACAGUUAGAUAGAAUAUGAAUGAUAUAAUGAAAGAAGAUCCAAUGACAAAAUCAAUGAGUUUAAAUAAGAUUUAUUUGGAUUAAUAUAAAGUUGUUGGAUAUUUACAUACAAAAAUAGAGGAUUAUAGAGAAGAUAGUAAAAAUGAUUUAGAUGGUUUAAAAUAAAUGUUUGAUGAAGAGAAUGUAAUCAUUUUCAUUCAUUUAACAUAUAGCCUGAUUUAAUAUUGUCUUAAUACUAGAAGGAAAUGAAAAGAAGAGAAUCAUUUUAAAAAUUCUAUACUUAUUAUUUAUAUGAAAGAAAUGUUGCUUUUUUCAUUAAUUAUACAUAAUUAAGAAUUAUUAAAUUAUAGACUUUUGGAGAUAUUACACUCAAAAAAGAUGAAUUCUUAUAAUUAAUAUUUAUGUUGGCUAGAAAUUAAUUGUUACAUUUAGAUAAAAUCAAUUUAGCAUUGAAUUCUAAUAAACAUGAUUAAUUUGAUUAAGAAUUAUGGGGUCGAUUUAUUGUUAGUAAAGUAAAUUAUUAUAUUAUAUUUUAAAGGAUUGUUAAAGAUUAUUAACUACUAUAAAAAAUGACAUUAAUAUAAUUAAAGAUGUAUUUAUAUAAGUCAGAGAAAAGUGUCCUUAAUAUUAAUAAUUUUAUGAAAAAAUUGAUUAAAUCAAGGAGUUUUUAGGAUAAUAUAAAUCUAUUAUUUCAAAAACUAUUGAAUAUUUAAAUCCAUUUUAAACUAAUCUUGGAAAAGAUGUAUUAACUGGUGUAUAUUAUUUAAAAAUAUGUUUAAAUCCUUAUGAAUUUUUCAAAUCAGUUGAUUUUGAUUUCAAUUCAUUUUAUGAAGAAAUAGAAAAUGCAUCUGAAGAAGAAUUAAAAAUAAAAAUUUGA